CCCUAAGCCCGGGGGAAGGAACGAACGACCCCACCCACCCCAUCGUCCUGAGGUUGAUCGGAGCCGGAGGAGAGCAUCCACACCGACCGAGGAAGAAGGAGGAGCGGCGAGGCGAAAGAUGGGGAAGAUGCCUGUGCGUAUGAAGGCGGUGGUGUACGCGCUGUCGCCGUUCCAGCAGCAGGUGAUGCCGGGCCUGUGGAAGGACAUCACCACCAAGAUCCACCACAAGGUCUCCGAGAACUGGAUCUCCGCCACGCUCCUCAUCACCCCCGUCGUCGGCACCUACCAGUACGCCAUGUACUACAAGGAGCAGGAGAAGCUGUCCCACAGAUACUAGAUGUGAAGCUUUGUUGAAUGUCAAAGCAGUUGAAAAUUUCCAUGUUCUAUAAUCUGCCAAGAGUGAUUUAACAUUUUUGGAAUCAUUUCCUAGUUGUACUCUUUUCCUCUUUCCAUGCAUAUGCAAUGAUGCAGUAAGUGUGACUUGCAAACUUACUUUGAGGCUCAAAUGUUGUGUUAUCCAUCGUUGGAGCAAUUGUUGAAUAAAGCAAAUUAACUCGUCA
Messenger RNA from Hordeum vulgare subsp. vulgare (domesticated barley), 560 nucleotides. Its product is annotated as cytochrome b-c1 complex subunit 8-1, mitochondrial-like. The transcript has 2 exons. Gene Ontology annotation, biological process: mitochondrial electron transport, ubiquinol to cytochrome c. Bases 119 to 337 code for a protein of 72 amino acids. The record is from RefSeq and is a predicted model, not a curated record. NCBI's taxonomy places the organism in Eukaryota, Viridiplantae, Streptophyta, Magnoliopsida, Poales, Poaceae.